This is a messenger RNA of Xyrauchen texanus (razorback sucker), 1055 nucleotides long. RefSeq names its product RNA-binding Raly-like protein. The transcript has 9 exons. The record is from RefSeq and is a predicted model, not a curated record. The coding region runs from base 153 to 719 and encodes 188 amino acids. Lineage: Eukaryota; Metazoa; Chordata; Actinopteri; Cypriniformes; Catostomidae.
CGCUCAAAACAAGUGCUUCACAUCUGCUCGGGAGCGCGCGAGAGGGAUAACUCAAAAUUACAGAAAGACAAUCUGGCAUUUCUAGGAAGAGCAACUGAACAGUAUAGGACACUGAGAAUGAUUCUGUUGAGAAGUGAGCAUCGCAGCGUUUAAUGAUGACAGGAGUGUUGAGACCCACCAAACAGAAACCCAGUAUGAAGCGUUCUCGGAAUGAACCUUACAGAGAUAAGUACAGUAAAAAUGGCUGCUAUCAAGAUGGAUACCAUGAUAGGGUUUUCGAUUACCACCAUGUUCCAAUCUCCGUGACAACCAUCCCAUGUGACUUCACUCCUACUCAACGGCCGUGUUCAUCUUCCUCCGCAUCUUCCACAGCCAUGCGCCGAAGCAAAGACAAACCCACGAGCAGACACAAGUCCAGGAACAGAGAAACCCAGUUAAGAUUGGAGGAGCUGCUGUGUAUAAAGAAAGAACUGACAGUGAUUAAAUCACAGAUAGAUGAACUACUGGACAGUCUAGAGCAGAUGAACCCACAAAGCCAAGAGCUGUCAGGCUGUGUGGGGUACUCUCCGCUCCAUGGCUCUGUGAGCAGUGUGGACGGGUCGUCCUGCAGCGCUCCUCUCCUGAGUACAGACAGAAAGACGCACAGUCCACCGACAUCAGAGAGCAGUGAUGAAGACAGGCAUCAUGUUAAUGAUGAAUCAGAUUUGUACUACAUGUAAAGACUGAUAUUCAGAUUUGGGGGACUAUUAGUAAUCGACCAACCAGGCAUGGUUAAUGUCCAAUGCGAAUUUUCUCAAAAUGACCAAUGAUCAGGAUUACAUCUGAAAAAGCAUGUCUGUUUUUAUGUAAAAAAAAUAUGUAGAAACUUUUCUUUGAUGUUACUUUUGAAAUGGUCAAAUAGUUUUUCACUGCAUGUUUUUGACCCUAUUUCUGACAAAAAAAUGUUUUUGUUUUUUUUAGAAUAUAGUUCUGUGACGAUAUUCUGGAAUGCUGCAUUCAUUUGGAUGUAUCGCUUUGUUGCAUUUCAAUUCUAAAUAAAAAUACUGAAACAAUAA